UCGCCUCGCCUCUCUGUCACGAACAGUGCAGUCAUUGCUCUGCUCUGCCAUUCCCCUGAUCACUCAGAUUUUCCAUUUCCCCGCGAUUGCUCUGCUCUGCCAUUCCUCCUCCCAGCUCUCCUCCUGCUUGUUUCAGCACAACGCUCCCCCUAGAACUGAUUAGACUCACGCUAAGCAGGAGCGCCUGUGUUAUUCCUCGCGCUCUAUCACUAUACACUUUGCAGCCAGCCUUAUACAAUGGGUUCGUUCCCCCGUGUAGCCCUCCUAGCGAUUAUCGUGCUAUCAUGGCACAGCAGCAGUCUAGUGUGCGCACUUAAAGCCAAGGAAGUGAACCGCGCCGUCAACAGCAUCUCGCAACGGCCGGCAUACCAAGCGAUUCAUCAAUUCGUCGACGACUAUCUGAAAAAACAGAUCCCACUUACCGACAUAACCAUUCUUCUCCCAGCGAACAUCGCGGCGCUACAGGGCUACACCAAGGACCAGCAGACCGCCAUUCUCUCGUACAACACCAUCGCGACGCGCUACCUCUUCCGCAACCUCACCGACAUUCCCCCGGGUACGGAGAUCGACACCAUUGACGGCAACCUCGUCGCGAAGCGCGGCCCCAAGGGCCAGCCGAUCGUCACGUUCCAAGGCGCCGCGAAGCUGCCGACCGCGCUCCUCGUGCCGAACCUGUGGGUAGGUUCGGACUUCACGAUCCAGGGCACCAGCACGCUGCUGAUCCCCCCCGAUCUGGUCGCCGGGUCGGGAGCGAACACCGCUAGUAGCCGCGGCGGGAUUGGACGCGCAAUCGGCGGUGCUGUGAGGGGUACCGUCCGUGGCACGAUCGGCGGAGUUGCCUCUCUUUUCAGGCCCUCGCCUCGCCCGUAGAUGCUCACGCAAUGGGGCGCUAAAAAACUAAUGAUAUCUUAAUCUAGGAGGUGCGAUCAUAGAGGGGAACCUUAGGGUGCGUUCCUAAUUUCGUGUCUUAAACUUUCAAAAAGUCCUGACACGGGGGUAGGGGCAUGUCCCUGGUCCAUGAGUAGGUUUUAGUGGGAAAAUGGGUAGCUGCGCUCCAGCUCUCUAUUCUCGAGUGUGUAUCUAAACUAGGACACAUGUAUGCACAUUGCUAAUGGAAAAGCAACA
This is a messenger RNA of Closterium sp. NIES-67, 1125 nucleotides long. Lineage: Eukaryota; Viridiplantae; Streptophyta; Zygnematophyceae; Desmidiales; Closteriaceae. The record is from the annotation of a GenBank genome assembly.